AGUUUUCUAUGACACAACACUCCGUUUUCUAGCUUUCCAAAACUGUACAUCAAAAAGAGAAAAAAAUCUAAACCUUAAUCAACAGUUAGCAAAAUCAAUCUUCCCCUGUAAAAAUCACAUUGCCACAUCUCCAAUUCAAGAUAGAUUAGCUCAAAAUCCAAACAAAUUACAGCUAAUCAUCUGCUUGCUCACAGCUUGCCACUCCAAAAUCCCAUAAACACACACACCCCACCACCGAUUUUUCAACCAUUUCUGAUUGAUCGAUCCCACAUCGAAAUUCCCAACACGAAAAGGAAAAGAGCUGCGAGAAGCUCUAGUUUCAUUUUACCUUUUCCUGCUCCCUGUUUCAGUCCGAAUUCACAUCAAAGAUUGCGCCUUUAUUGAGGAAGCUUCCACUUCCCGUCUCCUUUUGCUGCAGUAGCUGCCGUUCUUGAUCUGGGUUUUUGCUGAUGGAGGGAGGCGGCGGCGGCGGGGGAGAAGGGAGCGGCGCGGUGGGAAUGGAGAGCCCGCAGAUGAAGCUGCGGGCUCUUCGGGCCUUCGGGUUGGAGCCCGAUGAGGCGGUUUCUUCGCCGGUGACAAGGCAGAAGGCGGCGGCGGCGAAGCAGAUUAUUGAGAAUCACUACAAGAAUUAUCUGCAGGGUCUGCAAGAUCGCAUGGAAAGGAGGAGGACGUUGCAGCGGAGGGCGCAGGAGGCUCAGGUGUCGAGCGAGGAGGAGGAGAUGCUGUUGAGGAAUUUGGAGAAGAGGGAGACUGAGUAUAUGAGAUUGCAGAGGCACAAAGUAGGGAUUGAUGAUUUUGAGCAAUUGACUAUUAUUGGUAAAGGAGCAUUUGGUGAGGUUAGACUAUGUCGAGCUAAAGGUACAGGAGAAAUAUACGCCAUGAAGAAAUUGAAGAAGUCGGAUAUGCUUAGCCGUGGGCAGGUUGAGCAUGUUCGUUCCGAGAGGAAUUUGAUGGUGGAGGUUGAUAGCCGAUGCAUAGUAAAGCUCUUUUAUUCCUUCCAAGAUUCCGAUUUUUUGUACCUCAUCAUGGAGUAUUUACCUGGUGGUGAUAUCAUGACUUUAUUCAUGAGGGAGGACACCCUUUCCGAAGACGUUGCCCGCUUUUACAUGGCGGAAAGUAUUCUUGCUAUCAGCUCGAUCCACCAGCAUGGCUAUGUACAUAGGGAUAUCAAACCAGAUAACCUCAUAUUGGACAAAAACGGGCAUUUAAAGCUUUCUGAUUUUGGCUUGUGUAAGACGCUGGAGAAAUACUCGUCGAUAUUGUUGGAGGAUGAUGAUUUUUUAAAUCAAGAUUCUAAAACCGAUGGUGAUGGAAAUGCUGAUGAGUUAACUGCUCCCUGGUUAAUGGCAAAGGAGCAGUUGCUGCAAUGGAAACGGAACCGUCGUGCAUUGGCAUACUCUACUGUUGGAACUCUCGAUUAUAUGGCGCCUGAGGUCUUAUUAAAGAAAGGAUACGGAAUGGAGUGCGACUGGUGGUCUUUGGGGGCCAUAAUGUACGAAAUGCUUAUCGGUUAUCCUCCAUUUUGUUCCGAUGAUCCCAGAAUGACAUGUCGCAAGAUAAUAAACUGGAGAACAUGCUUGAAGUUUCCCGAAGAACCAAAAAUCUCGGAUGAGGCGAGGGAUCUUAUUUGUCGUUUGUUAUGUGACGUUGAGAAAAGAUUAGGGACCAGAGGUGGCGUGGACGAAAUAAAGGGACAUCCAUGGUUUAGAGGUGUUAAAUGGGACGGCCUCUAUGAAAUGGAAGCCGCCUACAAACCUGUCGUGAAUGGAGAUUUGGAUACACAGAAUUUCGAAAAGUUUGAAGAAGGAGAAAAUCCACCAUCUAGCACACCAAGAGUGGGACCAUGGAGGAAGAUGUUAACAUCGAAAGAUGCUAAUUUUAUCGGAUACACUUUCAAGAAAUCGGACCUUCUCAAAUCAGCUGGAACCGCAGGUAUAGAUGUGAGCUCGAGUCCAUCUUCAAGACCUCCAUCUUUGGUCUCAUUAUUCGGUCACGUAGGGCUAGAAGACUCGGUAAUAGCUGAGGACGAACCACGGCCACAAACUUGAUGUUGUUCGAGAUUAAUCCGAUGGCUCGUGUUGUUUCAGCCAAUUUUUUCUGUAUAUGAAGAGAGCUAAAAAUCACUAUGAAGCAGAAGCAUAUGGAUAACAAUUUUGGGCAUUUUUGGUUUUUCUGCUUAA
Messenger RNA from Salvia splendens (bonfire salvia), 2180 nucleotides. RefSeq names its product serine/threonine-protein kinase tricornered-like. Gene Ontology annotation, biological process: protein phosphorylation. Bases 450 to 2048 code for a protein of 532 amino acids. The record is from RefSeq and is a predicted model, not a curated record. The transcript is spliced from 13 exons. Gene Ontology annotation, molecular function: ATP binding; protein serine/threonine kinase activity. Lineage: Eukaryota; Viridiplantae; Streptophyta; Magnoliopsida; Lamiales; Lamiaceae.